CAGAUGCUCAGCAGUACCUACCUAAGCAGUGGGAGUGAUUUUUUCCCUCCCUUCCUCCUCUUUUGGACGAACUCCCCGCAAUGAAGAUGCUGCUGCUCCUGAUUGCUCUGCUCUCUGCUGCCCUGCCAGCCAGCGCAGCCCCUCCAACUUGCUACUCGAGGGUUCUGUCUCUGAGCAAGGAAAUCACCGAGUCCUUUAAGAAGCUGCAGACCUCCAAAACUGUGCAGGACUCAUGCGUGGAGACGCUGCCCAGGCUGUACUUGGACAUACAUAAUUACUGUGUGUUGGCAAAACUCCGUGAUUUUGUGGCCUACCCUGGAUGUGACAGAGUGGUUGAAGUGAAUGAGCUGAAGGAAAAAGCCCGGAGCCUGUACACCAUCUUGAUCUCCUACUGCAGAAGGGACCUGGUGUUCCUCACUGAUGACUGUAAUGCUCUGGAAAUUCCUAUUUCACCUCCUAUUGAACACUCCAUCACUGAGAGCUAAAAGGCAGUUAACCCAAAAGUUAUACCUGGGAAAGUUUCAAGGAGACCAAAAGCCAAAAUAUGUAUAUUCAGUCUAUAACGUUAACAACUAAGAUCUUUUUCAAGCACACUAGCAAUACAAUCUCAGACCUACCCAUUUUUCUCUGCCUUGGCAGGAAAUGAAUUGCAUGCCUUGCAUACCUACUGAGCUGCUAGGGAAACUACCAUUAGGGAGCAGUUUUUCAUUUGGCAAGGUACGGUAUUUCAGCUUAGCCAAAUGUAUAAAGUAUGUUUUGUUUAAAUGUCAGAAACUAGAUUUUUUUUUUAUUUUUACUCUUUUAUGAAUAACUAGACUCAUAUAUACAUUCUCUCUUGACUUAGCUGUUUUUCUUGUAUUAGAUGGGCAUGGAAGGGACCGUAUUUGUUUUUCUUAGAAGGUUUGAUAGAAGGAGAGUCAUGCUGUACUGGCAGAUUUCUCUGCCUGUAUAGCUCAUAUAUAUAUCUUGAUAGUUUUUGAUGUCAGAUUUGUGAGAAUAGAGGUGAAAGAAACACGUCUCUGUGGAAAAUAAAA
Molecule: messenger RNA, 1034 nt
Organism: Hirundo rustica (Barn swallow)
Lineage: Eukaryota; Metazoa; Chordata; Aves; Passeriformes; Hirundinidae
Gene: CYTL1
Product: cytokine like 1
Exons: 4
Coding region: 81-485 (134 amino acids)
Biological process (GO): positive regulation of transcription by RNA polymerase II
Source: RefSeq, a predicted model, not a curated record